AUGGACGAAGUAAACCCCUUCCGAUCAGAGCGCUUAGAGUAUCGAGGCUACGACUCCGACGAGCAUGACGAAUUCUUUGCAGCGAUGCAGAAGGAGCCACUAGCUUUCGUGAGCUCAUCCGCCUCGAUCUUGCGGCCGGUCAAUAAAAAGCACAUUGAAGAAAUCCGCAAGGAUCUCAUAGAGAAAUCGCUCUUGUUUGUCAUCGUUUACAGAGUCGAUCUGGACCCAAGCAAAUCGCAGCCUGUCGGCAGUGUAUCCUUGGGCUCGUCAGACACUGACAUGUCACAUCACAGAUGCUCUGGGCUGGUCAUUGAUAUUGUGCGUGAGCAUCAAGGCAACGGCUACGGCAGAGAAGUACUGGAUUGGACGUUGGCAUGGGCAUUCGAGAAAGCCGGACUUCAUCGAGUCGAGUUGGAGUAUUUGGGAUGGAAUGAGCGAGUCAGGCCGCUGUACGAGCGGGCAGGCUUUGUAGAGGAGGGUAGAAGAAGGAAGUGCUACUUCAAGGAUGGAAAGUGGUGGGACGAGAUUCUGAUGGGCAUUCUUGACAACGAGUGGAAAUUGCGGUCGCCGCCAGCAGCACAAGCUUGA
This is a messenger RNA of Akanthomyces muscarius, 588 nucleotides long. RefSeq lists its product as uncharacterized. The coding region runs from base 1 to 588 and encodes 195 amino acids. The transcript is spliced from 2 exons. The record is from RefSeq and is a predicted model, not a curated record. Lineage: Eukaryota; Fungi; Ascomycota; Sordariomycetes; Hypocreales; Cordycipitaceae. Gene Ontology annotation, molecular function: acyltransferase activity, transferring groups other than amino-acyl groups.